This is a messenger RNA of Diversispora eburnea, 324 nucleotides long. NCBI's taxonomy places the organism in Eukaryota, Fungi, Glomeromycota, Glomeromycetes, Diversisporales, Diversisporaceae. The record is from the annotation of a GenBank genome assembly.
AUGAAAGAUGGAUUUAUUGAAAAUCAAAAAUGGAACAAAUGGAUUCUACCAGAAGUGGUUUUAAAUAUAAAUGAAGAUGAAAAUCUUAAAAUUAAAUUACUUGAUUUGUUACUCAAUAUGGAAGUUUUGGAUUUUGAAGUUGUAAUUAAAGCAAAAUAUCCCCCGAAAAGAAAAUUAUUGUUGGGUAUUCCUACCCCAGGGUUUGGAAAUGUACUUGUACAAAAUUUUAUAUUAAUUAUUAUAAUAUAUUUUCCAACCCUGCACGGAAGUAUUAUUGGUGAAGAGUAUACAAAAGCUGCUAAUGUAUAUUCAUUAUUAUAUUAA